Molecule: messenger RNA, 2558 nt
Organism: Alosa alosa (allis shad)
Lineage: Eukaryota; Metazoa; Chordata; Actinopteri; Clupeiformes; Clupeidae
Gene: rad9b
Product: RAD9 checkpoint clamp component B
Exons: 11
Coding region: 139-1506 (455 amino acids)
Biological process (GO): DNA repair; DNA replication checkpoint signaling; cellular response to ionizing radiation
Cellular component (GO): checkpoint clamp complex
Source: RefSeq, a predicted model, not a curated record
ACAACCUGAACAAUUUCCAGUUGAAGUUUAACUCCACCGCCAGUCAACACUUCUGUAACUGACUGCAGUAAAACUUUUAUGCGAUCAUCUACAAGUCAUCUAGUAUAUUUUAAGUGACAACCACCAAAAGAGCUCGACAUGAAAUGUGCCAUCGAGGGAAGUAAUGUGAAGGCAUUUGGAAAGGCGGUCCACGCCCUGUCUCGAAUAGGAGAGGACCUGUGGUUGGACCCUCUGGAGAAGGGGUUGGCGUUGCGGGCGGUGAACUCGGCCCACUCGGCGUACGCCUGCUUCCUGUUUUCGCCACUCUUCUUCCAGCUCUACUCCCUCCACCCUGGCACCCAGAGCCCCGGCACGCCCAUCAAAUGCAAACUAGCCAUGAAGUCUGUUCUGCCACUGUUCCGCUGCCUGGCCACCAUAGAACGCAACGUGGACCGAUGUGAGAUCUCCAUCAGUACUGAGGAGAGCCGGGUCAUAUGCCAGUUCUACUGCAGACACGGGAUUACUAAAACUCACAACCUGAGCUACCAGGAAUCUGAAGCUCUGCAAGCCGUCUUCCCCACCAACCUCUGCCCCAAUGUACUGAAGGCCCAGGCCAAACUGUUGGGGGACAUCGUGAGACACUUCCCCGCCUCUCAGGAGGAAAUCACCCUGGCCGUCUCCCCCGUCAGAGUCAUUCUGAAGAACUACUACGAGGAAGAGAGUGAUCGUGCGAAGGUCAUGUACACAGAGAUGAGCCUGCACCCAGAUGAGUUUGACUACUUCCAGGUCGGGGUAGACUCACACAUCACCUUCUGCCUGAAGGAGCUUAGGGGUCUGCUGUCAUUCGCAGAGUCACACAGUCUGCCUGUGCGUGUCCACUUUGGCUCUUCUGGAAAGCCGGUGUCCUUCAGCCUUGACGACAUGCCGUUGACAGCGACUGUGGUGUUGGCCACCCUGGAUGAGGACGCUAGUGCCCCCCCGUCACAAACUGCCCCCUCCCAGAUAGGCCCAGUACACAGGUGUGUGGGGGCCCCAUCUGUCCCCACCUCUCCCCGUGGGACCCUUGAGUGUGGGGGGGGCGAGAAGGAGCCGGAGGAGGAGAACCUGCACGUGGCCCCCCAGGGAGGUCCAGUCCCGGGGGAGGAACGUGUCUUAUCCAGCCAGGCGAGCCCCGUGUUCAGCCCCGCGCUCUACCUCAGGAAGCUUCUGGAACUCCCGAAACCGCCGCCCGCCGCCAUCGUCACCGCCCCAGGAGCAGCGCGUAGCAGCCACACCCAACAUGGAGGCCGAGGAGGCGUGUGCCUGGCACCUCCCCAUGGCACCUCCCCUGACGCAUGCACAGACUACGCUGAUAGAGCACAUGGAGACAGAGCCUGUUUGUGCCACGUCCAAGAUGGCCGCCAGCUCUAUGCCAGUCACCCCUCCUACUGCCAAGGUUCGCGCGCUCCUGUUUGGUGCCCUGUGCGAGCAGAACCCAGAUGCCAGUCCGUCGGCGUUACCCAGCCUGGCAUGUGCCAGCGACACUGAAGACGACACCGCAGAUGACAGAGGGCAAACACGAACAACAGAGGAGUGACACACACACAUACACACACACACCUCACACACACACACACCUCACAAAGGACAGGACACUGGGAAGCUUGUGUUAAGCUUCAACUGCAAGUUCAUGUUGGUUUGUCUUUUUAGUGGCUCACUCAAGCGCAGAUUUUGUAAUUCCUAAACGUGUGUUAAGUUAUUCCCUAAUUGCGUGUCAUUGUCAAUGUUCCUCUGCACAGUGCUUCCUCACGGUUUUGGGGGAACGCCUGUGUUUAUACCAGUGCAUUCACACACUCCUCUCAAGAGGCCCUGGGGUUGUCAGUCAAACUCAUACUGGGAGGAGCUGCAUAAAAACUACUUGUGUGUGUGUGUGUGUGUGUGUCUGUGCACGAAAGUAUAUUUUAAUGAACUGCUUUCUUGUGUUUUGUGUUCACUGUAGCGAGUCUCACAUUUCACUGAGGAAUGUGCUUAAACACACACACAUUUUCACUCACACAUCCAUACCUAAACACACACGCGGCAGACUCAGUGUGACUCAUCUCUGUCAAAACAGGACAGGGUGUGUGUUUUCCAGAAUGGACCACCCUACUCAUGCCUGCAUGCACGUGUGUGUGUGUGUGUGUGUGUCUCCCAAUCCUUCUCUCCCAUUUGUGAUCCAGUGGCAAUACCUGUGGGUGGUUACGGUUUGAGGACGUUAUUCUGCAGCAAGGCUUCACACUCAAACACACACCGUACUGCAAACACGUGUACGCGCCACAAACUUCACACUCAUACACACAAACACACACACAUUAUAUAUACACAUUUACAGGAGUGUUUAAAGACACAGCACAAGUGUUUAAUAAAUACUAAGAUCUUUAUUUAAAUAUACAGCAUCAAAAACAUAUGUACAGAAAUUGCAUUGACGAAUCUCACACAUACCUCUUCUCAUAUAGACAAACAGAUGCACGCAGACAUAAACACCAUUUUGUUUUGGGUGAUUAAAAGAUGAGGAAGAAAGUAGUUUGACUGCAAAGCUCCAACCUUUCCCCAUCAGAAGA